AGCGGCGGCGCCGAGGCCGCGGAGCAGGGUGCUGAAAAUGGCAGGCAGCUCCGCUCCUUGGAUUGGCAGUGCUUAUCUCUUCCUCCAGUCGACAUGCAAGACUAUUGCUCUGCCUUCUCUUUACGAAAGCUCCCAGAAGAAAUGUAGCAUCUUCAAGGCUCUCAAGCUGGCGUUAGCAGACUCCACCGGCAGCCUGAAUGGCGUGGACAUGCUCAAAGUGCACUGCAGCCACCCACACCUGAUAAUCCAGCUCAAGUUCUGCAAGCAGGAGAACUGCCGCCGCUUCCUGCAGAGUUACCGGGAGGGAGCGCUCCAGGAGUCUCUCCAGAAUCACCUGCAGCUCUCCUUGGCCGUGAGCACGGUGCCUCUCAAAAUGGAGCUGAAGGCGGGCAGUGAGCACCUCGACAACAUGCUGAAGGAUGAGGACUUCUGUGUAGAGUGCAUCUACAAAGAAAAGCCCGACCGCCUGAGGGACGAGGAAAUCACAGAGCUGGAGGAGUGUCUCAAGAGCCUGGUUCUUCAGCAGAACAUCAACAGCAGUAUGGCUGCAAAAGACUGCAUGUCUCUGAACUCCCCAUCUCUACCUUACUCUUCUGAAGGCAGCUCCCUUUCCCCAGAAGUCACCUUCGUCUUCCAGGAACAACGGUUUGCCAACAGAACGCUCACCCUAGACGACCAUCAAAAGUUUGCCAAGCUCGUGUCGAAGAAAUGGAAGCAAGUGGGUCGCUCCUUGCAAAAGAACUGCCGUGCCCUGCGUGAUCCUGUUAUUGAUAACCUGGCCCUUGAAUAUGACCGAGAGGGACUAUAUGAGCAAGCCUAUCAGCUGCUUCUCAGAUUUAUCCAGUCGGAGGGGAAGAAGGCCACAAUAGCGCGGCUGAUAGCAGCCCUGGAAGAAAAUGGUCUCACCAGCUUGUCUGAGGAGCUUCUGGGUCUCCAUUCCAACAAGGACUCCUCCUAGAGCCCAAAGGGUGGGCAAAUGGCAUUUGCUAAGGGCUUUAUUGCUUUGCAUGAGACUGCUGCCAGUGUCCUGGGCACGUGCCCUGAAAAUCACUGCAGGUUUCCUCAUAGUUGGGAACGCCCAUGGGAAAGGCUCAGUGCUUGCAAAAGCCAGCAUGGAGUAUCAAAGUACUGCUCUGAUGUUCUUUAUCUCAUUCUGAUUCCAGAAGUUAACAUUACCUUCCCAAGAACUGGUGGGAGAGGCUUUCAAACUGAAUUCCUUCACGACUGAAAUGUCUCAGUGAAGCAGCCAGACAGUUAAAAGAGCCCUAGAAUAGGGUAGGAGAGAGGAGAAUAUCAACCCAAGGCUAACCUGUGAUUGCAGUUCCACUGGUGUCUGCAAGGAUGGUUGAUACAGACUGCAAAUCUGGUCCCAUCUUGCCCUUAUUUUGAAGGGAAGCAGGACUUCAGCUCCACAAGGAGUAUGGUCCCAUGGCAUUUUAAUUAAGCCAUGCUAAGUCAGUGGUGUUGGAGUCUCAUCUCUCCCAGUCCUGGUCUAUGUCCUGUCCUCUCCCUUUCAGUAGCACUGGUGCUAUCCCCAAAAUGAAGGAAGCGUCUUUCUGCCAGUUUUGCUUUUGAGACCAGCACAGCAAUACAGAUCGUAAUUAGUUAGGCUGCUGUGGAACUUGCCAGAUUGCGACUGGAGACCUCUGUUUGUCAGCAAGCCAUCUGGCCAAAGGUAUUUUUUAGAAAACAUCAGAAACUUGAAAAUGACUUUUUUUUUUUUUUUAAGGCAAGAGGGUUUACUCUUGAUUUUGCAAAAGUGAUUUUUAAAGUACAUAGCCUAUUGUCUCAUUUUUAUAAAGAAUAUUUCUAAGUUCUCAGGCUAUCGCCAUUCAUGUGCACAACAUUCAUAUACAGGUAUAAGGCAGCCACUUAGUGGUGAAAACUGUUAGCUUUUAUAUCAUCUGUUAGUGCUCACAAUGAGAAAGGCUUAUUAUUCAGCAUCUACUUUCUGAGAAACUUUUUCACUGCUAUUACUGUUUUAUAGAUGACUAAGCAUGAAUGAUUUUUUUUAAUGCAAACCUUGUGCAUUUUAUUCCUCCACAAGCAACUAGCACGUGUUUCCUCCGACUCAGAGAUUCCCUCUCAAAAGUGCCAUUAAGUGCUGGAGCUCCUGGCAACCUGUGUGGAAGAUCAGCACCUUUAACAGCAUUUGCAGGCGCCUUCAUUGCACAGAGAUGAAGAAAAAGGGUUUUCCAGUGAUACUCCGUAGCAGAAUUGUCUUGAGCACACAGCAUGGAUUAGGACAAUAGCACUGGCUGUUUCAUACCUUCUUUUCAGUGAUCACUUGUCAUCUCUGGCUGUAUCUUAGAUGCAAUGAAAGCUCAAUUCUGGUUUCAGGUGGGUUCCUUCCUGCUAAAACUGUUGGGAUUUCUUUGUUUUUGUUUCCAAGUGUUGUCUGGCACAAACAUAGUAGAGGCAGUCUUCAAAGAUGCCCUAGGACAAAAUCAGAUGCAUAAGAGGGUGAGUACACAGCGUCAUUUGCAUUGAUUUGGCACUUGGUUAGGUCUUGACUCUGAAAUUAUUUCCUUUGUAUCUGGAGAAUUUUACAGCAGUUUUACUCCAGUGUGCAAAGGUCAGGUAACCUACAACAUGAAGGGCAGAAAGAAACGCUCACAAAGGAAAACCCAUUUGCAGAGACUCGUUGAAGAAAUUAGCGGGACAUCUUUACCCCUGACUUUAAUGCGGUGAAUGAAACUGGAGAGUUAAUUGUUUGGGGAAUCUACUUUGAUAUACCAGAAACUCAGCACUACGCCCGAGCCCCGAGAGCUGCAGUAGGUGCACUAGGGUGACUACCCGGUGUCGUGCUGCUUGCUGUUGCCCGGAGGAGUGUGCUCGGGCAGCCUGCAUUUCCCGUCUUGCUCUCCUCCUUGCCCGCAGGCUGUUAGUUGCGCACAUACUGCACUACUCAGUCGCCAGAGACAUGCAAGUGAUACUCCCUUGCUACUAUUUACACCGGUUAGCUCAUGCCUAGUGUGUGAGAGAGGCCACAGUUAACAUCCGUGGACAAUUUGGCCUCAUCCCUUAACAGCUCUUCUCCAUGUUUUAAGACACACCUGAGGGAUUUUUUCUUUUUUUCUUUUUUUCUUUCUUUUUUUUUUUUUUUUUUUGAGCGAGGGAGGCAGAGGUCAGAGUCAAACACGCUACAGAACAGCACGCAUUAUUAAAAGCAAAUAAAAGCAUUCACCAGUUGUGUAUAAAAAACGAAACGGACAAAAUAUAAAGCAAACAGCAGAAACCAGACCAAAAUGAAUUUGCAGAGAGGGAUCCAAGAGGGCUUUUUUGCGGUGCAGAUUGUUUUUGUAGUUUUAGCACUGUUUCAAAUUUGAAACGGGCUCCUUUCAGGCUGCCAGAGGGAAUAAACGGUCUAUCUGAACACAAAUUGGAAUGGCUUGUUUUGGCUCAGCCGAGCUGCAGCGUUCAAGCGGAUAAUAGCAAAGAGAAGAGCGAAAGUUAAAAUUGCCACUGUAUCUACUUUGACAUGAGGCAUCCGCUAGAAUUAAACCUGAGUGAACAUCUUGAUUUAAACUGGUCGCAAAGGAAAAUAUUAAACUGCCCUGGAGAGCAGAUUCAGGGAAAGCUUGACUUAAGCCCUCUUAGAUGCUUCUUAAAAAUACACCAAUUUACCUGGUUUACGAGGAGCCAGCACCAUCACAGCAGGCUAAUGAACAACAGUGAUAGGAGAGGGGCCCUGUUGCAGCAGCUUCAGUUCUCACACACCAUAACUGCCUCUGAUGGACGAGAGUGUCAUCCCAAAGCUCUGCUUGACUUAAAAAUAAAGAAAGGGUUUCCGCAUUAUUGAUCUGAAAACACUUAAAAAUGUGGAAACUGCUCCAUGCAAAGGACUUUUCCCAAUGUAAGGAAACGAUGGGUUAUUUUUUCCUGAAUUAUUAAUUUUGACAUUCAUUUCAAAAUCUACUUCAGCACUGAGGGGACAGUCUAUUGCCUGGGUCACCAUGUGCAUUAGCACGGAGUCUCCCCUCUGCAGCUCAGAGGGCACCUUAGAGCCUCCCUUGAGCCACACCACGACAGCUGCCACACCGACUCUGGAAACAGAAGCGGGCACUGUAUAUGCAGCAGCGAGCGACUGAAAUUGCUGAGUUCGUUUAACUGAGGAAUUCUUUUAUAGCCGCGAACCUCUGAUGUUUUACACCUUGAACCGAGGAAGUAUUAGAAUAGGAGUCCAGAGGGUUUCUUCAGUCUAACCCACACGCUUGGGGCGUGCACGUGGAGUCGGUGAGACACGCGGCUCCACACCAGACGAGGGUCUGGCCAGCUGUCUUUUAGGCUGAGAUGGGCCCAAGCUUUGGACUUCUCUGGAUUGAACUGAGCGAAGGGAUUCGGCCACGCGUCUCCUAUUUAAAUCAGUAGGAGACGUGUGGUUAAGUCCCUUAGUCAUCAGUGGAAAAAUCCCUUGCUGACCUUCUAAUUCCAGAUUUCCCUGAUGUUCAGCAUCAGGGCUGAAUCAGCCAUCUACAGCUAUGGACUACAACGUCCUGUGUACUCAGGUCUAGGAUAUUCAACUUCUAAGGAAUUAUCUUUUCUAUAAGAAAGCACUUUGAUUUUUUCCAAACUUUUUAUGAAUAAACAUAUACUUUGAUGAAAA
This is a messenger RNA of Rhea pennata, 4606 nucleotides long. It is a transcript of the gene TRADD, whose product is annotated as TNFRSF1A associated via death domain. Gene Ontology annotation, biological process: positive regulation of canonical NF-kappaB signal transduction; extrinsic apoptotic signaling pathway. The transcript is spliced from 5 exons. Gene Ontology annotation, cellular component: tumor necrosis factor receptor superfamily complex. The record is from RefSeq and is a predicted model, not a curated record. NCBI's taxonomy places the organism in Eukaryota, Metazoa, Chordata, Aves, Rheiformes, Rheidae. Gene Ontology annotation, molecular function: transmembrane receptor protein tyrosine kinase adaptor activity. The coding region runs from base 38 to 958 and encodes 306 amino acids.